AUGUCUCGUUACGAUGACUACCGCUCUUCAACAGGGACACUAGACUCCCGCGAUCGUUAUGACCGCUAUCGAGGCCCUCCCGUGGCCGAACGACCCCGCCACGCCGAGGACGAGCGCUUCGAAUUCCGCAUGCACGAAGAAGACCGUUAUGGCCCGCCUGCGCGCGCCCCCGGUCGCCGAUAUGAUGACGAGCACCUGGUUCAUACGUCCGGGCCUCUUGUGGCGCAUGACCGCCGCCGACGAGACGAAAGUCCCUCCUUCGUUCGGCCCCGUUUACUUAGGCGCCAGUCUUCCCUAGAUACUUUUGACCGCAUCCCUCGUCGCAAGAUGGAAGAGGUUCGCGAUCGUGCCCCACGUAUGAGGGGUAUACCUUCUGCUCCGCCGCCACCUCGCGCGUCGCCCGGUCGUUAUCGAGAGCGUGAAAUUUACGAGGAUAUUCGCAUUGCUGAUCCGGACACCUACGGCGACGAGGAGUAUAGAGGCAUGCAUGAUCGAGAGGGCAUGGGUCACCAUCGUCGCUCGAGCAGUAUGAGGCGCCGGCAUCAUGAGGAGAAGCCCUAUCCGCGCAAAGGCAAGACUCGCAUUCCUCGAAAACGGGUGCAUAUCCAUGCCAUUCUGGAUUUAGGGUAUCCGUUUAAAGAAGAGGACGACACCAUUGUGAUCCAGAAAGCCUUGUCGAAAGAACAGAUCGACGAGGUGAUCAGCUUGAGUCGAGAAUUCCGGCGACCACCCCAGGUGGAAACCGAAUACCUUCGUAUCGCGCACUCUCCCCAUCGAGAGGUGCCGCGCGAACGAGUCACCACCGAGCAUCUAGUCGUUGAUUCGCACUCCCACUACUCGCCUCGCUCGAGCCACGAUGCGUUUAUUGUGGAAGCGUCGCCCUCCCGUUCUCCAGAGUACGAGUACGAGGAGCUGAUCGACAGACCAAGAAGGCAUACCAUCUCGCGGCCUCGGUCUGUAUCUGUGCAUGCACACCGCCCUGCAUCUCCCGUCCGAUUCGUUGAGCCUCGGGAGUAUGUCGAGGAACGUGUAGGGACGAGAGGCCACUCUGGGUCCAUGGUACUCGUACGCCCUCGAAACAGUGACCACGAUGACUAUAUCCAAGAUCUAGAAGAAGAAACCAGGCUCUUGCGAUUAGAGCGACAGGGGGGCAUUGAGAUCACGAGACAGCGCGAGACAGACAUUAUCGAUGACCACGGUAAUGCGGAGGAAGUGACGGAGGUUCGCCGCUCCGAGCGUAGAGAACCAAAUUCGAGGGUGAUGCGGGCUAUGAUGGCCACUUUAACCUAG
Penicillium atrosanguineum is the source of this 1290-nucleotide messenger RNA. RefSeq lists its product as uncharacterized. The record is from RefSeq and is a predicted model, not a curated record. The transcript has 4 exons. NCBI's taxonomy places the organism in Eukaryota, Fungi, Ascomycota, Eurotiomycetes, Eurotiales, Aspergillaceae. Bases 1 to 1290 code for a protein of 429 amino acids.